This is a messenger RNA of Hippopotamus amphibius kiboko, 5767 nucleotides long. It is a transcript of the gene SMARCA4, whose product is annotated as SWI/SNF related, matrix associated, actin dependent regulator of chromatin, subfamily a, member 4. Gene Ontology annotation, cellular component: nucleus. The record is from RefSeq and is a predicted model, not a curated record. Gene Ontology annotation, biological process: positive regulation of transcription by RNA polymerase II. Gene Ontology annotation, molecular function: DNA binding; histone binding; ATP-dependent chromatin remodeler activity. Lineage: Eukaryota; Metazoa; Chordata; Mammalia; Artiodactyla; Hippopotamidae.
AGGGGAGGUGACGAGUGCGCGCGCAGCGGGGGCGCGGGCAGCGUGGGGGGGCGGCUGAAGCGGGCGGGCGCGCGCGCGAGGCUUACCCUCGCUCGGCGGCGGCGGCGGCUUCUUUGUUUCUUGAGGAGAGGCGAGACGCCCAUUCUGCCCCCGGCCCCGCGCGGAGGGGUGGGGGCGGCGCCGGGAAGGCGACGGCGCCGGCGACUCACGGAGACCACUGUCUGCAGCUCCCGUGAAGAUGUCCACUCCAGACCCACCCCUGGGCGGAACUCCUCGGCCAGGCCCUUCCCCAGGCCCGGGCCCCUCCCCCGGAGCCAUGUUGGGCCCCAGCCCGGGUCCCUCACCUGGCUCUGCCCACAGCAUGAUGGGGCCCAGCCCAGGGCCUCCCUCAGCAGGACACCCCAUCCAGACCCAGGGGCCUGGAGGGUACCCUCAGGACAACAUGCACCAGAUGCACAAGCCAAUGGAGUCCAUGCACGAGAAGGGCAUGUCGGACGACCCCCGCUACAACCAGAUGAAGGGGAUGGGGAUGCGGUCGGGGGGCCACGCAGGGAUGGGGCCCCCGCCAAGCCCCAUGGACCAGCACUCCCAAGGUUACCCCUCGCCCCUGGGCGGCUCCGAGCACGCCUCCAGUCCGGUUCCAGCCAGCGGCCCGUCCUCAGGCCCACAGAUGUCAUCCGGGCCAGGAGGGGCCCCGCUGGAUGGUGCUGACCCCCAGGCUUUGGGACAGCAGAACCGGGGCCCAACCCCCUUUAACCAGAACCAGCUGCACCAGCUCAGAGCUCAGAUCAUGGCCUACAAGAUGCUGGCCCGGGGGCAGCCCCUCCCCGACCACCUGCAGAUGGCAGUGCAGGGAAAGCGGCCGAUGCCCGGGAUGCAGCAGCAGAUGCCAACACUACCUCCACCCUCUGUGUCCGCAACAGGACCCGGCCCCGGCCCCGGCCCUGGCCCCGGCCCCGGCCCCGGUCCUGGACCAGCACCUCCAAAUUACAGCAGGCCUCACGGUAUGGGAGGGCCCAACAUGCCCCCUCCAGGACCCUCAGGCGUGCCCCCCGGGAUGCCCGGCCAGCCCCCCGGAGGGCCUCCCAAGCCCUGGCCUGAAGGACCCAUGGCGAAUGCUGCUGCCCCCACGAGCACACCUCAGAAGCUGAUCCCCCCACAGCCGACCGGUCGCCCCUCGCCCGCGCCCCCCGCCGUCCCGCCCGCUGCCUCCCCUGUGAUGCCGCCCCAGACACAGUCGCCGGGGCAGCCGGCCCAGCCCGCCCCCAUGGUGCCGCUCCACCAGAAGCAGAGCCGCAUCACCCCCAUCCAGAAGCCACGGGGGCUGGACCCCGUGGAGAUCCUGCAGGAGCGGGAGUACAGGCUGCAGGCUCGCAUCGCACACCGAAUUCAGGAACUUGAAAACCUCCCCGGGUCCCUGGCUGGGGAUUUGCGAACCAAAGCGACCAUCGAGCUCAAGGCCCUCAGGCUGCUGAACUUCCAGAGGCAGCUGCGACAGGAGGUGGUGGUGUGCAUGAGGAGGGACACGGCCCUCGAGACGGCCCUCAACGCCAAGGCCUACAAGCGCAGCAAGCGGCAGUCCCUGCGCGAGGCCCGCAUCACUGAGAAGCUGGAGAAGCAGCAGAAGAUCGAGCAGGAGCGUAAGCGCCGGCAGAAGCACCAGGAAUACCUCAACAGCAUUCUUCAGCACGCCAAGGAUUUCAAAGAAUAUCACAGAUCCGUCACGGGCAAAAUCCAGAAACUCACGAAGGCAGUGGCCACGUACCAUGCCAACACUGAGCGGGAACAGAAGAAGGAGAACGAAAGAAUCGAGAAGGAGCGCAUGCGGAGGCUCAUGGCCGAGGACGAGGAGGGGUACCGCAAGCUCAUCGACCAGAAGAAGGACAAGCGCCUGGCCUACCUCCUGCAGCAGACGGACGAGUACGUGGCUAACCUCACGGAGCUGGUGCGGCAGCACAAGGCCGCCCAGGUCGCCAAGGAGAAGAAGAAGAAGAAGAAAAAGAAGAAGGCAGAAAAUGCUGAAGGACAGACACCUGCAAUCGGACCUGAUGGCGAGCCUCUGGAUGAGACCAGCCAAAUGAGUGACCUGCCGGUAAAAGUGAUCCACGUGGAGAGUGGGAAGAUCCUUACGGGCACAGACGCACCCAAAGCAGGGCAGCUGGAGGCCUGGCUGGAGAUGAACCCGGGGUAUGAAGUAGCUCCAAGAUCUGAUAGUGAAGAGAGUGGUUCCGAAGAAGAGGAGGAGGAGGAGGAAGAGGAGCAGCCGCAGCCAGCGCAGCCUCCUGCCCUGCCCGUGGAGGAGAAGAAGAAGAUUCCAGAUCCAGACAGCGAUGAUGUUUCCGAGGUGGACGCCCGGCACAUUAUUGAGAACGCCAAGCAAGACGUUGAUGACGAGUACGGCGUGUCGCAGGCCCUCGCUCGUGGCCUGCAGUCCUAUUACGCCGUGGCCCAUGCUGUCACCGAGAGGGUGGACAAGCAGUCAGCGCUCAUGGUCAACGGUGUCCUCAAGCAGUACCAGAUCAAAGGCUUGGAGUGGCUGGUGUCCCUGUACAACAACAACCUGAACGGCAUCCUGGCCGACGAGAUGGGCCUGGGGAAGACCAUCCAGACCAUCGCUCUCAUCACGUACCUCAUGGAGCACAAGCGGAUCAACGGGCCCUUCCUCAUCAUAGUACCUCUCUCAACGCUGUCCAACUGGGCAUACGAAUUUGACAAGUGGGCCCCCUCCGUGGUGAAGGUGUCCUACAAGGGCUCCCCAGCAGCCAGACGUGCUUUCGUCCCCCAGCUCCGGAGUGGCAAGUUCAACGUCUUGCUGACGACGUACGAGUACAUCAUUAAAGACAAGCACAUCCUUGCAAAGAUCCGCUGGAAGUACAUGAUUGUGGACGAAGGCCACCGCAUGAAGAACCACCACUGCAAGCUGACGCAGGUCCUCAACACGCACUACGUGGCCCCCCGCCGCCUGCUGCUGACGGGCACGCCGCUGCAGAACAAGCUGCCCGAGCUCUGGGCGCUCCUCAACUUCCUGCUGCCCACCAUCUUCAAGAGCUGCAGCACCUUCGAGCAGUGGUUCAACGCGCCCUUUGCCAUGACCGGGGAAAAGAACGAUGUGGGCUGUGGCCGGUGUCUCUGGAUGUCUGUAAGGUUGUCAGUCUGCCUGUGGGCCAGCCGUUUUCUGCUGAAGGAAGUUAGCGGCUUGAGCCUGGUGACUGAGGAGGUGGACCUGAACGAGGAGGAAACCAUUCUCAUCAUCCGUCGUCUCCACAAAGUGCUACGGCCCUUCUUGCUCCGCCGGCUUAAGAAGGAAGUCGAGGCUCAGUUGCCUGAAAAGGUGGAGUACGUCAUCAAGUGCGACAUGUCUGCGCUGCAGCGCGUGCUCUACCGGCACAUGCAGGCCAAGGGGGUGCUGCUGACCGACGGCUCUGAGAAGGACAAGAAGGGCAAAGGUGGCACCAAGACCCUGAUGAACACCAUCAUGCAGCUGAGGAAGAUCUGCAACCACCCGUACAUGUUCCAGCACAUCGAGGAGUCCUUUUCCGAGCAUUUGGGGUUUACCGGUGGCAUCGUCCAAGGGCUGGACCUGUACCGAGCCUCGGGGAAAUUCGAGCUGCUCGAUAGAAUUCUUCCCAAACUCCGGGCCACCAACCAUAAAGUGCUGCUGUUCUGUCAGAUGACCUCCCUCAUGACGAUCAUGGAAGACUAUUUUGCAUAUCGCGGCUUUAAAUACCUCAGGCUCGAUGGGACCACGAAAGCGGAGGACCGGGGCAUGCUGCUGAAAACCUUCAACGAGCCCGGCUCCGAGUACUUCAUCUUCCUGCUCAGCACCCGAGCUGGGGGGCUGGGGCUGAACCUGCAGUCGGCCGACACUGUGAUCAUAUUUGACAGCGACUGGAACCCCCACCAGGACCUGCAAGCGCAGGACCGUGCCCACCGCAUCGGGCAGCAGAACGAGGUGCGCGUGCUCCGCCUGUGCACGGUCAACAGCGUGGAGGAGAAGAUCCUGGCCGCUGCCAAGUACAAGCUCAACGUCGACCAGAAGGUGAUCCAGGCGGGCAUGUUCGACCAGAAGUCCUCCAGCCACGAGCGGCGUGCCUUCCUCCAGGCCAUCCUCGAGCACGAGGAGCAGGACGAGAGCAGACACUGCAGCACGGGCAGCGGCAGUGCCAGCUUCGCCCACACUGCCCCUCCGCCAGCGGGCGUCAACCCCGACUUGGAGGAGCCACCUCUAAAGGAAGAAGACGAAGUGCCUGAUGACGAGACGGUGAACCAGAUGAUUGCCCGGCACGAGGAGGAGUUCGACCUGUUCAUGCGCAUGGACCUGGACCGCAGGCGCGAGGAGGCCCGCAACCCCAAGCGGAAGCCGCGCCUGAUGGAGGAGGACGAGCUCCCCUCAUGGAUCAUCAAGGAUGACGCCGAGGUGGAGCGGCUGACCUGUGAGGAGGAGGAGGAGAAGAUGUUCGGCCGCGGCUCCCGCCACCGCAAGGAGGUGGACUACAGCGACUCACUGACCGAGAAGCAGUGGCUCAAGGCCAUCGAGGAGGGCACGCUGGAGGAGAUCGAAGAGGAGGUCCGGCAGAAGAAAUCGUCGCGGAAGCGCAAGCGGGACAGCGACGCCGGCCCCUCCACCCCGACCACCAGCACCCGCAGCCGCGACAAGGACGACGAGAGCAAGAAGCAGAAGAAGCGCGGCCGGCCGCCCGCCGAAAAGCUCUCCCCCAACCCCCCCAACCUCACCAAGAAGAUGAAGAAGAUCGUGGACGCCGUGAUCAAGUACAAGGACAGCAGUGGACGUCAGCUCAGCGAGGUGUUCAUCCAGCUGCCGUCCCGCAAGGAGCUGCCCGAGUACUAUGAGCUCAUCCGCAAGCCUGUGGACUUCAAGAAGAUAAAGGAGCGCAUCCGCAACCACAAGUACCGCAGCCUCAACGACCUGGAGAAGGACGUGAUGCUACUGUGCCAGAACGCGCAGACCUUCAACCUGGAGGGCUCCCUGAUCUACGAAGACUCCAUCGUCCUGCAGUCGGUCUUCACCAGCGUGCGGCAGAAAAUCGAGAAGGAGGACGACAGUGAAGGGGAGGAGAGUGAGGAGGAGGAGGAGGCUGAGGAGGAAGGCUCGGAGUCAGAGUCUCGCUCGGUCAAAGUGAAGAUCAAGCUCGGCCGGAAGGAGAAGGCCCAGGACCGGCUGAAGGGGGGCCGGCGGCGGCCGAGCCGUGGGUCCAGGGCCAAGCCGGUGGUGAGCGACGACGACAGUGAGGAGGAGCAGGAGGAGGACCGCUCAGGCAGUGGCAGCGAGGAAGACUGAGUCCUGACAUUCCAGAGUCUCGACCCCGAGCCCCUCGUUCCAGAGCCGAGACUGUGUAGCCCUUAGCAGUAACGGGUAGCAGCAGAUGUAGUUUCAGACUUGGGAUAAAACUGUAUAAACGAAAAUCUUCCAUAUUUAUACAGCAGAGAAGAUGUAGGACUGUUUGUGUCUGGCCCUGUCCUGGCAUCGGUAGCGUUUGUAACAGCAUUAACUGUUUAAAAUGAGAAACAAAAGAAUUAUCAAUUGGGGAACACACGACACCUGUUUUUCUUUUCCUUCCCUGGCAGUACUGUUUCGGCCACAGUUGGGAAUCACUGUAGUUUAAGCCGUGGAUGCAUGUGUGUAGCCGUCCACUCCUCGUACUGUAUUUUAUUGGACAGGUCAGACUCGCUGGGGCCGGGGGUCCGCAGGCCCGGCGGGGGUAUGUCAGUGUCACUGGAUGUCAAACAGUAAUAAAUUAAACCUACA